Alternaria arbusti is the source of this 741-nucleotide messenger RNA. RefSeq lists its product as uncharacterized. The coding region runs from base 1 to 741 and encodes 246 amino acids. Lineage: Eukaryota; Fungi; Ascomycota; Dothideomycetes; Pleosporales; Pleosporaceae. The transcript has 3 exons. The record is from RefSeq and is a predicted model, not a curated record.
AUGGCUCCCGGUGUACUAUGGGUUGCUUCACGCGUCGUGAAUCCUGAUAAGCUUUCUACUGAGAAGUUCUGCGAUUGGUACGAGAAUGAACACAUCCAAGAAGUCAUCAGCCUCGGCGGCGUGCCCUCCGGUGUACGCUACCAAGCCAUACAACCCCAACCACCAUCUGUCUACAGCAACGAAUUCCCAUGGCUAGUAACCUACGAAUUCCCCGACCUCGCCUACAGAGAAAGCGAAGACUUCAAAAACAUAGCCGGCAAGAACCCUCCCAGCCAAGAACUAAUCAACACAAUAUACAAAAACUCCGCCUUCGCCAUCCGUUUCUACGAAGAGAUCCAGGCCGUCAAAGGAGCCACUUCAUCCCGGACUAAAUUCGUCAUCUCGGCCGCUCUCCAACCACCCAAAGACGCUUCUUCAGAUGCAGACUUCGAUGCGUGGUACCGCGAAGAACACCUUCCGGUUCUUUCCCGCGCACCGGGCUUUGUGCGCUCGCGCCGGUUUAAACUAGCCGCUGCAUCUACGCUGGAGGACUUCCAGUUUGGAGAUGCGAUGGAUACGGCGCCGAGGUAUUUGGCGUUGCAUGAGUUUAGUGGGGAGGUACUGCCUUGGAAGGAAUUGGAGGCGAGUGGGCAGACGGAGUGGGCGAAGAAGGUUAUGGGGGGUUUGGUCAAGGAGGAGGUUGGGUUGUAUGAGGUCAAGAGGGUGUAUAGUGAGGAGGAGUGGGGGAGUGUUGGGAAAUAG